UGCACGUGAGUGAGUAAGAUUCCAUUUAUUUCGCAAUAUCUGAACAAGACGGACCAGCUCUGUUGGACUUAUCGUGGACAACUUUGUGACAGGAUACUUGUUUGUUAUAUAUAGUUCUUCUUGAGUUGCAGUAAAAAUGUGGUUGGAUAUCAAGAAAAUGCUGGUGGAAUUUAUUCCAAUUCUGAUGUUAUCGAUGGUGCUGGUUGACGCUUCAAAUGCUAAUGAAGUCAAACCUACCAAAUGCAAACCGGGACAAUUUUUCAAAUUAUCCGCCAAAGGAGGAAAGUGUACGAAAUGUUCAGAUUGUCCGCCAAAUCAUAUGAUUGUUCAGCCUUGCGGUGGAUUAAAAGAUAGUCGAUGUGAGGCAUUCUUGAUUUCUACGUUUAAUGUUGGCCCAUCUGGAGAUGAUAGAAAGACAUUGCAAGAGAUAGAUGACGAGAUGAGUGGGGAGAUUCGAUGUCGAAAUCAAAAAAGAGAAAACGUGGUAAACCUUGUGACAUCCGCUGUGUUUUGGAAGGAGAUGUCAUUCGCCCUCAUAGGUGUCAUUGGUGUCCUUAUUUGUGUCAUCAUCUUCCUGGCCGUCCAAUAUGCCAGAUCCUGCAAACACUCACCAGGCUACAAGACCAUUGACUUGUUAGCCAGACGUUCACGCGUCUUCUCAAGGGAUCGCUGCAGCAUGACCGAACACCAACGCCACCUAUCAGCUCUAGAGUCACUAGAAGCACAACUCAGUCGCGGUGACGCAAGGGUGCUUAUCGGUGCAGACGGUCAUCAAUAUAUCGACGAGGUUUUCAGUCGUGACACUCCUGGGGUGGCCCCUUCAUCCAGCAGUGGACCAGGUUGCGCACAAUCACUUCAGCCACCGAUAUUUGUGCCAAAUCUAUCGGCGAAUAAACCCACGACAGUUUCAUGGACACCUAAUGGUAUGAUCGUCAUGGAUUCACAGUAUUCCAAGUGUCCAAAGAGAGGAAAUCGUGUGUGAUGAUGUUCUUUGUAAUAAUAUAUUUUGGCGGCAAUUAUGCAAUUAUUCUUCCAUGACCUGUGUUGUAUGUUGGCUUGACUGUGAUGGUGAUAAUUUGAUUGUGUCUUGAGAAAAUGGGAAGUUUUCUCACGUCUGUUCAUCAGACAGAAGUGGGUUUUUGUAAAUACUGUAAUCUGCUGACAAGAACUGAUGGUAUUUCCAUUGAUUGUCUGCAUGUUGUUGCUCCAGGUUGGACUAGUGACUGUAACAUCAUAAGUAUUUUAAGAGAAUUUGACAAAAAGUUUCAUAAAAAGUUUUUGCACUGGCAUUUUUUGCUAUGAUGGGUGCAUGGUGAACUUUACUUUAUGCUUGAAAUAUGGUGGCCCGGAACCUUGGAAAUUUGCAAGGGGAGAUUCUGUAUUUUUUUUGUGAGAGUCACAUGAGCACAGAAUCGUUUUAGUUUUGUGCAUUAUAGUUUUAAAACAUGCGCUGGAGGACAUUAGACUUUGCUUUAAUUGUAAAACAAGUUAUUACCUCAUUAGAUGUAUCAUUUUAGGAGAAUAUUUGACUUGUUUGAAUAUUUGAAUAUUUGACUUAUUUGAAUAAUCAGAAUUGCUGACAAUAUUACUUGUAGAGUGGACCAGACUUUGUCAAAGUCGAUGUCAUUGAUGUCCAUAACUUUCCACAGAACUUGGUAGUCCAAAAGUGUGUGUCAAACAUUUGGCCGAUUCUUUGUAUGUUAUGCAUUGCUACUAGUACUAGAGCUUUUAUAACCAAAAUGGCUGUUGUGGUUCAGAGGAGAGGCACAGGAGGCCCUUCUCAGUUUUGUAUAGUUAAUUUUGUAAUUAUUACUCUAUAAUUUAUAACUAGAUUUUAGGUUUUUAAUAACUUGAAGAAAGUGCAGUUUUCUUGAAAGUAAAAUGUGCUUAUCGAUUUUGUUGCAAAGGCAAGUUCAUAAAUUCAGUUUUGUCGAUACCUUUUGAAGAGCAAGAGGGGUUGUGAUGCAGGAAAAGAUACCCUAGUUGACAAGAUGACAUAAACGUCUAUUGAAAGCUGCAUGCUAGGGUGUGAUGAGAAGCCUUGAUCUGUAGAGGAACUUGUGUUACGGAAAGGAAGUUGCACAAUUAACCAAGCAGCGCUGAUGCAUUUUCACGGUCUAAUAUCAUCAAUGACGAUUACACAAUGGCGGUCCACGCCUCACACCUCCUUCAAAAGAAAAUGAAUCAAAUCUGCCUUUGGUUGUCAUCUUGUGGUCAGGCUAGUUUCAAUGACGAGGUAUUCAUAGCCACGUUUAAGUUGUAGUGGUCUAAUGACCGAGCAGACUAAGCGGAAGUCUCACUCUGAGGGUUUCUGGACCACAAAGGAUGCAGGAAUCGUCCAGAGUAUUUUUGGUGUGAAUUUGAUAAGAUUAAUGCUGAAUUCACCGCAUUGUGGCAAGCUCAUUGUUAAUGCGAUGGUCAAGUUUGAGAAUUUGAGUUGUGGGUUUAUUUUUGGAUGCAGAGCCCAUGGGUCUUUAGAGGAAAUUAUGAAUAUUCUGUAUCGGAUAUGUUAUUCUUGUGCCUGGUCUUUCAGGGAAGUUAUGCAAUGAGUUACAGGUUUAUUCUUAAAGCUGAGGGUAGUUGAGAACCCCACUGAUUGCAGUUUUCAUUACCAACCAUUGAGUAGUUUAAUAAAAAGGCAAAGGUGUGACUUGAGAAUGUUUUUAUUUUGAAAACAUUAAAACCGUUGGUUAUAUUGUGACCCGCAGGACCCACCUCUCUAGUAAAGGGAUGUGGUGACAGUAGCCAAAACAGACGCUAAACAGAUGUCAAAUUGACGGACAACGACUAUGGUUGAGAAAAGAAUUGAAGUAAUGAGUGUAUUCAUACACUAGACGAUUUUCCUGAACUCUUUUCUUUGCUGCAUUGUGAAAAAUCUAAUCUCUCUCAUCUUCUCAUCUCAACGUUCAUUUACUGAUUUCAAUUCUCAAAAAAACCUGCUCCUCUUGAGACUGGUCUCACCCUAUAAGCUUGAUGAAUUGUCACUGUGUAGAUCAGUACAUUUGUGCUUGAUGAAAAAGUUAACUUGCUGAGGUGAACCAGUCGUGGAUAUCAUUGUCGUGUGAUAGAAAACAUCACUGCUUGAAUUGCUAUUGAUAAACCACAAAAAUGGCCGAUUACAAACUUGGAUCAGGUUUUCAUGUUGUUUCUUUGCAAUCAAAACAUCAUAAACUGUUCAGGGUCUUGUGGGUCAAGGGGAGGAUGUUCUUUUUCAAGUGGCAUGGUUCUAUGGGCAAUUGUAGAAAUGCUCCAUCUUUCAAAAGUUGUCAAACUAGUUUGUUUGUGUCGGUAUCCUUCAUGACAAUCAUGUUUGUAUCAAUAGCGGCUGCAGCCUCAAGAGGAGUAUAACCAAUAUUUCUAACAAUAUGAAGUUCAUUUCUCAUUGUGAAAACUGGUCGUGGACACUAUAGCUCCUCCCCAAGUGAUGUGAGUUAGAUUCUGUUGCAGAAUAUACUGCAGCAACUUCACAAUGUUAUUUUCCCCUAAUACUGUAUUCUGGCUUAGAGUACCAGUACCUGAAGAGCCAUUGGUGUCCUCCUGGUCAAAAUGUAAAAGGUCGCAGCCAGAAAAUGGCUUCCUUAGUGCAUGGGCUGCUGUUAGUACCCCCAAACAACCCCAUCAAUGUGGGCAGCUGGCCCUUUGCCUGUUUAAUCAAGGGACACAUCGACUGAUGUUUGCUACUAUGUUAUCCUAUUGUACCAAGAUAUUUUUGUUACAAAAUGAGGAUUGUAUUCAGAGCCCUGAGUGUUUCUUCACGUCUAACUCUGAUCAGUUUUCACUCCAUUUACUUAUAUAUCGCUCCAACAAAGAUCCGACUUCUCAGCAAUUGUGUGUCGAAUCUUGCACCCCUUGUGCAGUGAUUUUCUUUUGUCGUCUCGUUACAUAACAUGAACGUUUCAUCAAUCGUGCUAAUGUGGUAACUGACGGUGUCACGGCUAAAUUUGUCAAGCUUUACCCAAUGGUUUAUUUUGGUAGCGUAUGAACGGUGUGGAGUAUUUCUGUCGCUUUCUCUUGGACCCCUGAGAAGACUAUUUGUCCCUUUCUGUGUGCCCCUGAGAGAGCACCAGGUGAAGUGAUCCAUGGCCCUUCAAGGGUUUGCAACAAUACCUUCUCGCACCUUUGAACUUCUCUGUGAAUAGAUUCCUUACAAACUCUCAGCUGGUUCAGGAGUUUUUGUCAUAUUCACAAUCGAUGUUCGGAUGUGUCACUCUAAUUUGGAAAAUGUGUACAUGAACUUCCAGACCUGUGGAGGGCUGUUUAGAGAUGGGAAUUAAACUCUUGCAGCUGAGAAAGCAACUGCAUCUGAGUGCUGAAUGUGUUUUGAGAAGUUAGUAGUUCUUCAAGGUUCACACUAAGCCCAUUUCAACCUUCCCUUUGGUAUUUUAUAAUUAUCAACAUGAUUUUCCUAACAUUGAAGGUCAUAUCCUUUGAUUUAUUAAAGAUCACAUCAUUAGUACGGUAAUCCUAAAAAAAUGUCCUGUGCUAAUACAACUAGUAUUAUGUAGUUGGGUGAUUAGUUUGUCCCUUGAGGAAGUGGUCAUAUUUUUCCUCUUGCCCUCUGAAUAUGUGAUAAUAAUGUCCCAUUAGAAUUGGGCCGAAUCUAUUCAAUGAGUAAGCUUGUUAAAACAUCACGCUUGAAUUGCUGCAUUCUCAGGGUACAAUGGAGCGUAUCACCUUCUACUACUCUUUCCGCAACCGCACUGCAACCUCACUAUAUUGGGAUUUGGAUAAAUAUAAUUCUGUCUGUGCAUAGAAUCGCUAUCCCUGAGGGGUUUAGCCACAACAUUUGUUUCAUGCCUUGUCCCGGUCUGGGCCCAUACCAACUUGAUAGUCUGUAUUUAUGACAACUAACUGUUGAGAUAAUGCACAAUAUAUCAUAGGAUGUGAUGUGUUAUAUAUAUUUUUUUACAAACUUUGUACUUUGUAAAGUAUGUUGGAUUUACCGUUCAGGGUAGGCCAUGUAUUGUUAAGAGCUUUUAUGACCUACUUGUAUUUUGAAACUCUCUUUGAACUGACUGCUGUAUUUAAUGUCAAGUGGGUGUAAAUUCAUUUGCAGAAACAUUUUGAUGUAUUUUAAUGCAAACUUGAAUAAAUAGCUGUGCAUCUAACUGGCCCAUUCGAAUUAAAGGUCCUUGAUGGUGUAAUAUUCUCGGUACUCGGAAGGGGGAAGAUUCUCUCGAGUUUUUGUUGU
Molecule: messenger RNA, 5191 nt
Organism: Lineus longissimus
Lineage: Eukaryota; Metazoa; Nemertea; Pilidiophora; Heteronemertea; Lineidae
Exons: 4
Coding region: 137-982 (281 amino acids)
Molecular function (GO): protein binding
Source: RefSeq, a predicted model, not a curated record